CCCCCUCCCCUGCCUCCCUCCCCGCGCGCCGCCCGCCCCGCCGGCCCCGCUCGCCCUCGCGCGCUCGGAAGGGAGUCGCGAGACGUCGGAGCGGCGGCCACGUAGCGCUGCGGCGGCGGCGGCGGCGGCGGCCGAGGCCGGGUUUGCGGAGCGGCCCUGAGGACGGACGUUGGGCAGGGGGGAGGGGCCGGCCCGGCCGGCGGUUGUUACUCGAGCACCGCGGCUACAGGGCCCCGCCGCAGGAUGGACCGCCGAGGCGGCGGUCGGGGCGGCGGAGGCGGAGGCGGCCGGCCCGGGAGGUUUCAGAUCAGCAGCCCCUACUCGAGGGAGACAGCACCUACUGUCUGCAACUGUGGCCUCAAGAUCUGAUGCGUGACGCCCAGAGCUGUUUCCAUUUCUGCUCUCAGUAUGGGAAGCCACCUUGUAGUGUGAUAAGAUGCUCCAAGUCACUUGCAGCUGAUCUUCAAACGAAAAAUCACUAGCUCUGCUCUUGCCAUAACACCAAACCUUUGACUUACGCUUUGGUGCUGCAUCACUGGGAGAAUUGCUCACGGGUUCCAGGAAGACCUUUUUUUUUUUUUUUUUUUAAAUUUGAGUGAUUCUUUGUGGAUGGAAAAAGAUUUGAGUCUUGAUAAUUAUGCUGUUUUAAAGCUAUUUCUUUAUAGUCUGAACUCUUUCAUAAAUCGGGCCACUUACCAAUGAGCCACACAGCCGGCUCCUGUCAGGAGCUGGUUGAAAACUGUGCUGCGCAUGUGGCAGGGAUGGCGCAGGAAGACGGCCGUCGUGCGCAGGUGCCGUCUACCUUCUAUCAUGGUGCCAACCAAGAACUGGACCUGUCCACCAAAGUGUACAAGAGGGAGUCGGGAAGUCCUUACUCCGUGUUAGUGGACACCAAGGCGAGCAAACCGCAUCUCCACGAGACAGAGGAACAGCCGUAUUUCAGGGAGACCAGAGCCGGCUCCGACGUGCAUGCUGUCAAAGAAGACCGGGAGAAUUCUGAUGACAUGGAGGAGGAGGAGGAGGUCUCCUACAAAAGGGAGCAGAUCAUCGUGGAGGUAAACCUUAAUAAUCAAACGUUAAAUGUGUCUAAAGGGGAGAAGGGUGUCUCUUCUCAGUCCAAAGAGACUCCUGUCGUUAAGACGAGCAGCGAGGAGGACGACGACGAGAGUGAGGAGGAGGCCACGGACAACAGCAGUGACUAUGGGGAGAACGCGAGGCAGAAGAAAAAGGAGAAGGCCGCGGAGAACGUCGGCGUCGCGCAGAGGAGGACGAGGAGGGCUGCCUCUGUGGCCGCAGCGCCCGCUUCCCCUGCUCCCAGAGCUACCCGCGGUCGCAGGAAGAGUGUAGAGCCGCCGAAGCGGAAGAAGCGGGCCGCCAAGGAGCCCAGAGCCUCGGCCCAGAAAGCUAAGUGUGACGAGAAGGAGACUCUGACCUGUGAGAAGUGCCCCAGGGUGUUUAAUACGCGCUGGUACCUGGAGAAGCACAUGAACGUUACUCACAGGCGCAUGCAGAUUUGUGAUAAGUGUGGCAAGAAGUUUGUCCUGGAAAGUGAGCUGUCCCUUCACCAGCAAACAGACUGUGAGAAAAAUAUCCAGUGUGUUUCCUGUAACAAGUCAUUCAAGAAGCUCUGGUCCCUUCAUGAACAUAUCAAGAUCGUCCAUGGAUAUGCAGAAAAGAAAUUCUCCUGUGAGAUCUGUGAGAAGAAAUUCUACACCAUGGCUCACGUGAGGAAACACAUGGUCGCGCACACGAAAGACAUGCCUUUUACAUGUGAAACCUGUGGGAAAUCGUUCAAACGCAGUAUGUCACUCAAGGUGCACUCCUUGCAGCAUUCUGGAGAGAAGCCCUUCAGAUGUGAGAACUGCGACGAGCGGUUCCAGUACAAGUACCAGCUGCGCUCCCACAUGAGCAUCCACAUCGGGCACAAGCAGUUCAUGUGCCAGUGGUGCGGCAAGGACUUCAACAUGAAGCAGUACUUCGACGAGCACAUGAAGACGCACACUGGAGAGAAACCCUUUAUCUGUGAAAUCUGUGGCAAGAGCUUCACCAGCCGCCCCAACAUGAAGAGGCACCGCAGAACUCACACAGGCGAGAAGCCCUACCCGUGCGAUGUGUGCGGCCAGCGGUUCCGCUUCUCCAACAUGCUGAAGGCCCACAAGGAGAAGUGCUUUCGGGUGACCAGCCCCGUGAACGUGCCGCCUGCUGUCCAGAUCCCACUGACGACUUCCCCCGCCGCCCCCGUUCCUUCCGUGGUGAACACACCCACAACCCCAGCCCCUCCCAUCAACAUGAACCCUGUCACCGCUCUCCCCCCGCGGCCCAUCCCCCACCCGUUCUCACACCUGCACAUCCACCCCCACCCGCACCACCCGCACCACCUCCCCAUCCCGCCCGUCCCUCACCUGCCCCCCCCUCCCGCUCUCUUCAAGAGCGAGCCUUUAAACCACCGCGGCCAGGGCCAGGGCGAGGACUCCUUCCUGCGGCACCUGGCCGAGAAGAACAGCGCGGCGCAGCACCACUAACACCGUCUCCAGGGCGUGCUCCACGCUGGCGCCCACAGGCAGCUGGCGAGCGGGGGGCAUGGCUGCCCUGUCUGCUCAGCCCGCCAGGAGCUCGUCACUGUCUUGGUGAAUCAGCACAUCGAGGGGACAAACAGGAGCACCUGGAGUCCUGGAGGGGCCCGUCAUCCGAACCAGGGGAGCCACCACACUGAAGCCCACUGAGCUUGCAUUUUCUGGUGACUUUUAUAAAUGUCAGACACUCGGACUGUGGAAUUUUAUAAUUUCAUAUCAGCUGAUGAGGUAUGCUUGCUUUUUUACCCCGGACGUCUCCUCCAAGAGGGGACAGGCCUGGUUUCCUUUGUACUAAUCGGGAAGACUGUGAGGUUAAUCCAGAGCAUUAAUUGUAUCACUGUGUAUCGUAAUGAAUUCUUUUCAGCUUUUGGUGCUGGCUGCCCAGUUGAGCUAGCCACGUUUUCACAGUAUAUCAAGCAUUAUAGAGAAAGAUGGAAAUUUUCUUCUUUGUGUAGCUCUCCUAACACACUCUUUAUUUUACUACAGAAAUUAAUUUAGUUUUUGUAUGGACUUCUCUAGUAGUCUGUUUCUAAAAUGAAAUGUAUUUCAAUAAGCGGUGUAAUUUUUUCAGUGUCGCUGGACCUAUGGUGUAAAAUAGAAAAAAAUUUAUAAUCAUCCAAAUGUGAUUCUUAAAGAUGCAUAUAACUUCUAUAGUUCAAAGUUACUGUUCUUACAUCCGUACAACUCAAGGUGCUUCAGAGGCCAGUUGUGUGAGAGGGUCUCCAGACCGCGCCACUGCAGAAGCGGGGUCUUGCUUUCAGACUUGGCGUCAGUCCUGGGUAGAUUUAAUCUCUGCUGAAUACGCGGUGUCUCUGGGCUCCCUGACACGCUCCUGCCCUCCAGGCUUCGCUUGGUUCAGCUCGUGCAUUAAGUGGGCGGUUUGCGGAGUGUGGGGCCUUUUCCAGGGAAGCCGCCCGAAGUGGCCUGUUUGGAAAAUCCGAGGAAAGCUGCUCACUGUCCAGAGGAGGAAGUAGUGGGGAUGGCCUCAUCCCAGUCACGUCUGUUUCUCACUUCCCUUGGAACCGUGACGUGAAGUCUCAGUACACUUCUCAUUUUGAGGUCGCUUUAUUUUUCUGGAAUCGUCAGGAAAAGGUAGAACAGCACACCAGAUCACAAGCAUGGCGGUGCAGAGGGCUGAGCAGUGUGGGCGGGAACACAGAGCUGGAGUUUGCCGUCCCUGUGUCACUGCACAGAUCCACGGCCGGGAGCCCGUGCCCACCGUGAACUGCGGCCCCGCCUGUGCUCUGCAGGCCUGGGGUCGCAGCGCGCGUGGGUGAUGCGGGGGGCGGCCUCUCUGAGACCUUGCGGCAGGUUCCUUUUUAAGUUGGAGAACUUUGAAAGCACAAUCAACCAGCAGCUUACUGUAGGCAAGGCUGCACGGAAGGGCUAACUGUCAAUGUACUUACGGAUCAAAUUUAUCCAGAUUCAGUACAACUAAAACUUUUGUCCUUUUUCAUCUCAGAGAACUGAGUUCCAAAGCCAGGAGUCUCCUUACUUUCUCUCUCCUCCUCUUUUGGUUUUUGAAAAUUUGUUUAUUUAAAAAUAUGUAGACGCUUCCUGAGUUUGCGUGUCGGCCCUGUGCGGAGGCAGCGAAUCCUCUCGGACCCGUCCUGGCAGCCCAGGUGCUGCCGAAGGGCGCACUCUUGAUUUUGUUAAUCCUGAAAUGUCUUCGUUUUUCUUUCCUCCGGCUGGUAAGUCAUUGCCUGAGUCAGAACCCCGGCUUUUAUUUAUUUUUAGUAGUAAAUCAGCAGACAUACUGUAAGCACCUUUCUGGCUGAUUAGCUCUGAUGAGGGGAAAGUUGAACUUUUUCCAUUGAGGUUAAGUCCUAUUUUAAAAAUACUGCAUUCUCUAUUCGCUUUUUGGUUUAAUAUGUCCAUUUUCCCCCCAUUGUGAUUGUUGCCUUUGUCUUCUAUAAUGAGCAUAGGCAGAUUUUGGAACGAGGCAGAAAAGUAUCUCAAAACACACUUUUCUUCCUGGUUUUGGAUCUAAUUUCUAAAGAAUGCUACUUUAAAUAUUUGUAUACAUCCUUUGAACACCCAGGUACCCAACCGAAAAAGGACAGUUAAUUCCCUGUUUGCUCCACCUUUGGUGGCCACCUGAUGUUGCUCCCACAGUCUCCUGGGAAUUCCAUGGCAGGCUUUGGGUCUGCGCCUUUAUGUAGACAUCAUUAUCUCAUGGCCAAGCCUACGAUAUUCAAAUCACUUUUUACUAGAGAUGUAAAUUGCAGCCUAGUUCAUUGGCUAUACCUUAUUUUAUUCUAAAUAAACGUAAAGGGCAGCAAUUCUGAAUUCUAUACUUGAGACCAUUGAAGCAACUGUUUUAUGAGGUGUACUACGAGUAUACACUGGAAAAUUCAGGUAGUCAUCUUUGAUUUCUUUAUUCGAGUGAAUAUAGCCAUAAGAAAGUAUCUGCUACACAGGAAAGCCGGUAUUAAGCAAAUAAUCACCCCCACCCUUAACAGAAGCAGAUUUUUUAAAUCAGCACGUCACGCAAUACAGUUCUUAGUGAGAUGUAUUGUGGAACAAUCUGAAAACUUCCAGUUCCCCCCCACUGUGUAAGUAUUCCUUUCCCGGCAGGAUUUGUGGUCUUCAGGAAAAUUGCCCAAAAUAUAACGACUCUUCAUCAGUGGCAUAUUACAUAGGAGUAAUGAAACGCAUUAAGAAUAGUCACAACUUGAAUGCUUCUGAACAUGAGAACUGCAGGAUUAAGCCUUAAACAUAUGUGCACAUCAGGUUUAACAUGCUUGGGACGCAGACUCAGGGUUGAAAACUUGAUUGGGUCCUUAAUGAAGAUAAAAGUUGCAAUAGGUGUGUUCUCUCCCACAUACAGCACAGCACCCGGGAUUUUUAAAAAACUGAUUCCUACUUGCUCUCUGUUUAUGGAAAGGGGAACUGUGGAGGAGUUUGAGUUCUCAGCCAUUAUCUGUACUUAAAUCUGUUUUUUAAAGGUAACAGUGGCCACAUCUCAGCAUUACACAGAUACCAAAUGGAGGCUGUUUUUCACUACUUAACUUUAUUGUCUUUAAAGCCUUGUACCAUCGCUAGGGUCAAGACUGACUUGAGGAAAAGUCCCAAGGACUUUCUUGAGUUGAUACUGCUUUUUUUCCAUUUUUUUCUCAUAGAUUUAUCAUUCAAAUAUAAACUCUUUCGUAGCCUAUUGAAGGGCUGCUUGCUGCUUUCUCAUAUUAAGUCAGGUCUGCUCAUACCAAGCUACAUUUUUUAAUUUGGAGGAUAUAAGAUGGACGGUUGGAAGGUAUGUGGCUUCAUUUCCGAUUUGAUUCUCAUUUUUAGCAAGCAGGGGGGUCACCACAUAAAACUUUAUGGUUACAUAUGCUUUUCCAGUCUACCACUUACAUGAACUGUUCUCUAUUAAUGACUGACGUUCCUUAUAAUCUGAUUGUCUUUAGUGUACUAACUGGAGGCAAAAUACUCUGAAGAGAUGCUCGAGAAGUUUGAAUUUUCUACUUCUUAAAUAUUUUUCAGUUUUUAUGUUCGUGAGUGGACAUAUGUGGUUAGUUUAAUUUUUAUUUCACUGGAAGUUUUAAAUUUUGAAGAUCAAGCAGAAAUAGAAAUCCAUUGCAGAUGUGUAUAUAUAUUUACCCCAUCUUGCCGAUUUCCAUUAGUGAAACACAGAUGGUGGUGGGGUUUUAUUGUAAGAAGAAGAAGAAUGAGAGGAAACUAAAGUUAGAGAAACCUUUCUGUUGAGCUACUGUAUAGAAGAGACAGCUUUGAUUACAUUGCUGAUCCACAUGGUGAACAUUUCGAUGCUGUUCUAGACUGUGGGAAGUAUUUAAUGAAAAGGGGGUUAGAUUACAUUGAAGAAUUUUAUCAGCUAUGCACCAUUACAAAAAUAAACUCACUUGGAACUCUUCAGACUGUAAAACCCUUCAGACUGUAAAAUUUACUGAGAGCAAGUAAAUAUUGGGUUUCCAUUUUCCUUUGCCUAAACCAAGAUAAAAAAUUUCCCAAAAGGUCAUUUUUUCAGGAAUGAGAGGUCAUUGGCCAUUAGAGAUAGUGGCAUUAUUAUGCAAUACCAGCGCCUGCCUAACCUGCUUCUGUCAGCGGUAGCGUUUAUAACCGGUACCGAUGACCUUCCAGCCCUGGGCACUACCUCGUUAAAGCAAACCAGGGAUCCUCUCUACACCUUCCAUGGAAGCCAUAAGAGUCGCCAUCAACAUCCCCACUUUCCUACUUCUCUGCUUUUAUAUAAACACUCUAGACUUUGUAUAGACUUUAUGAUGAGAUCUUUUUGUCUCAGUGGAUAGGUUUUGCAAGAUUCAAAAGAAAAACUCCUUGGUUGUCCCAGCUUUGAAGCUUGAGGCUCAGUACAUUUAAAUAAAGAACCAGAUAAUGUACCGUUUAUCAAAUUCUUCAUUUAAGUCAAAACUACUUUGCAGAGUUGCCUAUUCAGAAAGCAAACUUUUCUUUCCCCUAAGUAGACGCUGUACUAUUAUAAGGAGCUACUUACAAAGUGGAUUUCUACCUUGUUACUCUGUGUAUUACUCGGUGAUACAUGUAUUGUCGCAACGUUUCUGGAAUUUUUCUUUCCAUGCGGCAGAUACAUGACUAUACACGUCUCUCUGACCCUCCAUUAUCUGAUCCUCGCACUGUUCCUGAGUGCCUUCAAACAGCCAGCAUCCUGGAACAUUCUUUUCCUGGUUUAACUCCUACCUCUGCUUAUUUCAUUCUCCAGGAGAUUUGACAUUCACCCUGUUCCAGUGGGUUUGGCUCUACAAAACAGCUAACACCGUGGACAAGAAUUUUGAACGUAUUUGUUCUGUUCCCCCACGUCAUGGUUAGAUUGCAUUUUUAACUUUUAUUUAUAUCUUAUUUCUUCACAUACCGCAUCUCUAAUGAUGGAACAUUUUAUCCUUGUCUCUCUUAUUCUUUCUUUCCUUUCACCAGAAACCAGAUGUUCUUUUAAGAGGAAAGGUCACUGAGUAUCUCUUUUGAACAUCUUUUCCUCGUCCUCCUGACGGCCUCCUGUUGCUAAGGGAUCCUGAAUGCUGCUGUGCGAUGCCCUAUUCCCGUGUGCCCUUUCUCUCCCAGAAAUACUUUGCAAGGUUGUACCCAUACUUGUAUUUUAAUCGCAUCAUUUAAAGGUGCUCUGUGGGUUUAUCCUAAGUCCUUGAUGGGCUUUUGCCCUCCCUCUCUCAUCCUCCUCAAUAACGUUCUACUUGUUCUCAUCUAAUUAAUUUUUUAAAUAUGGUUGAUAGAUAAUAUAUGAAGGAUGUCAUAAAAAGGGGGUUGCAGUGUGUUCUCCGUGUGAUAUGAGCACCUUAUUAAUAAAACAUGUGAGCAACUGGCCAAUCUGUCCGUCAGAACUGGAGUCUGUGCAGCCCACGGGGCCCUUGCUCCCUUUCAGUUCUCCCCAAAACUGACAACUCCUUCAAAUGAGGAAAUGGGAGUGAGUUGGUUUUUUUUAAGUGGAUGAAAGCUAGGCAGUUGAGCAGUUGGGCCUUAGUUACGAUCUUUCCUUUUGACGUAAAGCAUCAUGCCUCCUUUCUGCAAAUUAAUGAUGCUCAUGCUCAGUCAGGUUUCCCAGACCGAUGGCCACCUGCAGCGGGACUUGAGGCAGCUGUGAGUGAACAGAGUCCUUUUUGUCCGGCGACUGUAUGUUUUGGUGGGACGGUGCCCAAUGGCGCGAAUUGGUUUGUGUUUGAUAGUGAGUUCAGGUAAGAUAUUGGAAGUCUGCACUGGCUGUUUGGAAGGGGAUGGCGAGUUUACAGAGUGCAAGAGGUCACUUUCUACAGAAACAGGUAGCAAGGGUACCUUGUUGUUUUAAAUUCCUUUCGCUUUAAUUUGCCUUGACAGCCCAUUAUUGAUCUAGAAGUUGGCCUCUCUUUGGUCACAACUGGCUACCUAAAGUAACCACUUUGAAACGUGUGGCUUUUCCCUCCCGAGGCACAGGCAGGACCAGCGGAGAGCCAGGGUGGGCUCGCACGUGCAGGGGCCACAUCCCAGAGACCGUGUUGGCUCGUUUCCCAUCGUCUGUGAUGGGAAACGUCUGGUGCAGGCAGCACGGGGCCCUGGGCCCUGAGACAUGUCCCCGCCGCUCCCAGUUCCAGGCCCCUUUACACAAGUUGGUCUUCCUCUGGUGAGACGGGGGAUGCUGCAGGUUCCUUAGAAACGAUGAGGGGACAUGUGGGGAAUGGGAUGGGGCAGGAAGGGGCAGGAGCUGAGUUUUGCUUCAAGUCAGAAGGAAAUCUGAUACUUGCAUGGUUGGUUUUGAUCAAAGAGCCAUGUCUGUACCGGAUGUGCCAAAAAUCAAGUUGUUUCUUAAUAUCCAGCUUCUCUGAAGGAACCCAGCUUCCCCCCUACCUGUCUUUUACAGGUGAAGGGGACCAUGUGAUCAGAAGGACAGAGAUUCCCACUCAUAACCUGCAGAGGGCAAAGGCUCUGUUUAAUUGCAUUUGCAAGUUGGUGGGAAAUACUCUUAGAAUCUCUAACCCUCCCAGAAAUAUCUGUGCUUAAUUAUUCAACUCGUUAGGCUUUUCAAAAGUAAAAAACAAAAACUAUGUGGCAUAAUUUUGCUGUUUAUUUCUGAAGUUGCACCCCCAAGGAUAUAUAUAUAUGGCCUCUGAAAGCCAGAUGAGUCCUUCAAAUGUGUGUGUUAUUUCUUGACAUGAACUAUGAUUCUUUCAUCAGCAGUACCGGCUUUGUCCACAAGGGGGCAGCAGAGUACUUCAGCUUAUUUAUUCUGAGCCUUCUAAAGAAAGGGCCUGCUUUCAGCUCUCCUGGGAACAUCCUCUCUUGACUCAAUGCUUAUUUAUAGAUCUUGGUUCUUAAGACAUUGUCCCUUAUUACUGCGUCCAGUAGUUGCUCAGCCUUCAUGAUGCAAACAAAGGUUGAGGUGUGGGUCAGAGUUCCUUGCGGGCCAGGCAUCUUCAUUAGCCUUUUAAAAUAACGGUGCCCAAGAUUGAAAGCCAGGGAGACGUGCUCGGGGCUAAAGAAGGAAGGCGACCCUCCUUCUUCCAAAUCCCACCACCAGUGCAGGACCAACACAUCCCUGAGAGGGACAAGAGUGGCGGAGGGAACUCUGGAGUGAGUGAGGAAGUACUUCCCACCUGUUCUGCUCCGAACGGAUGUCUGUCACACCAGGAGCCGCCCCGGGCCAGGGAGGCCCCUGCAGCAGCCACUCCUCCGGUUAGAAUUCAGUGCGUGCUCCCUCUCUGCCACUUGUCUUAGGGCUCCGAACCCUCAUCAGCUCUCCGGCCACGAGUGUCAAUUGUGCUCCUUGCAGCAGCCUCUGCACUGUAAGCAGGUCGGUCAUCAGCGGAGGGGAAACACGAGACCCUGGCCAUUUUCCCUGGAGGGCCAGGAGGCAUCUGCCCCUGGCAUGGCCUUCCUCAGGCAUAGCUGUCUCCUUCCCCCUUCCCUGCCCCUCCCCACCUCCCACCCCCGGCCAGUAGAGGCGUCCACUCGUAACUCCAACACUUGAGGACAAAAAAAAUGAAGCUGAAGCUGUGAUCGGUUUAGAAAACAGGUGGCCAGGUGUAACUUGUUUGUUUUGUGUUUUCCCUGACAGUACUGAAAUCACUUGCACUUUUCCUCACUUCUUAGAGAAAAGAAAAUCCAGUUUGCUUGCCAGAAAUUGUUUAGUGUUGGGUUUACAAAGCUUGUUGUUGAAUGUUGAACAUUUGUCCAAAGGAGUUUGACAAAACAGAAGCUGCUCGGCCCCUGUUCUGCCUGUGAGGUCGUAAGGAUGAAGGCCAUGUGGCCGGGGUACUGUGUCCAGUCCAGAAGGGGGCAGUGUCCCCUCCUACCUCUGCCAAGAUGCCAUUGAAGGUCAAGGUGACUCGUGUAGGGCGGGCACUUCUCAUGCUGCAAAGGAGUUUAGAAGAGUUUCGGUUGGGGAUGUGACAGUAGGUAGGACGGGAUCUCUGAAGACGGGACAGACACGGGGGAGGAGCGCUGGUGGGCCCCAGGGGGCCGCAGGGAGGUGGACAGAGCUCUCCUCCUGAGUCUCCAAACUAGCUUAGCUUCCCGGAGCCAUCUUCUCCCAGCAUCCUGUCGGAUCCCUCAAUGUACUGAUCCCCCCCCCCCCCUUGUGUUAACUAUACCAAUAUUAUUUUUUUUAGCAAUUGAAAUGCACUUUUUUAUUUCAACUCAAUCAUGAUUUUAAGUAUAUAAAAUUUAUAGACUGUUAAAACUACUUUUUGUGUAUUUUAACCACUUGAUGUAGCAUUGUCUAUUUUAUUCUUGUGAGACUCUGGUACAAGGUGUGCCACUUCACAUCUCCGAGAUGCUGGGCCUUUGGAUGUGUACGGGAACCAACCUAAUGCUAAUGUUCAAAGUAAAAAAAAAGUAGCCAUA
Molecule: messenger RNA, 10889 nt
Organism: Myotis myotis
Lineage: Eukaryota; Metazoa; Chordata; Mammalia; Chiroptera; Vespertilionidae
Gene: ZNF652
Product: zinc finger protein 652
Exons: 7
Coding region: 699-2522 (607 amino acids)
Biological process (GO): regulation of transcription by RNA polymerase II
Cellular component (GO): nucleus
Molecular function (GO): DNA-binding transcription factor activity, RNA polymerase II-specific; RNA polymerase II cis-regulatory region sequence-specific DNA binding
Source: RefSeq, a predicted model, not a curated record